This is a messenger RNA of Propithecus coquereli (Coquerel's sifaka), 2899 nucleotides long. It is a transcript of the gene STRN4, whose product is annotated as striatin, calmodulin binding protein 4. Gene Ontology annotation, cellular component: dendrite. Lineage: Eukaryota; Metazoa; Chordata; Mammalia; Primates; Indriidae. Gene Ontology annotation, molecular function: armadillo repeat domain binding; calmodulin binding; protein-containing complex binding. The record is from RefSeq and is a predicted model, not a curated record. The coding region runs from base 73 to 1998 and encodes 641 amino acids. The transcript is spliced from 17 exons.
CAGGUGGCCUUUCUCCAGGGCGAGAGGAAAGGGCAAGAGAACCUAAAGACAGACCUGGUGCGGCGGAUCAAGAUGUUAGAGUAUGCGCUGAAGCAGGAAAGGGCCAAAUAUCAUAAACUGAAGUUUGGGACAGACCUGAACCAGGGGGAGAAGAAACCAGAUGUGUCAGAACAAGUCUCCAAUGGCCCCGCGGAGUCGGUCACGCUGGAGAGCAGCCCGCUGGUGUGGAAGGAGGGGCGGCAGCUUCUCCGACAGUACCUGGAGGAGGUAGGCUACACAGACACCAUCCUCGACAUGCGGUCCAAGCGCGUCCGUUCCCUGUUGGGCCGCUCGCUGGAGCUCAAUGGGGCUGCAGAGCCUAGCGAAGGGGUCCCCAGGGCCACGCCGGGCCCUGGGGGGCUCAGUGGCGGUGAGUCACUGCUGGUGAAGCAGAUCGAGGAGCAGAUAAAGAGGAACGCGGCGGGCAAAGAUGGCAAAGAGCGCCUGGGCGGCUCAGUGCUGGAGCAGAUCCCCUUCCUGCAGAACUGCGAGGACGAAGACAGUGACGAGGACGAUGAGCUGGACAGCGUGCAGCACAAGAAGCAGCGCGUGAAGCUCCCCUCCAAGGCCCUGGUGCCUGAAAUGGAAGAUGAGGAUGAGGAAGAUGACUCCGAGGACGCCAUCAAUGAGUUUGAUUUCCUGGGCUCAGGAGAGGAUGGGGAGGGGUCUCCAGAUCCUCGGCGUUGUACCGCAGAUGGGGGCCCCCACGAGCUGGAAAGCCGGCGGGUCAAGCUCCAGGGCAUCCUGGCUGACCUUCGGGAUGUGGACGGGCUGCCCCCCAAAGUGACCGGCCCGCCUCCUGGCACCCCCCAGCCCCGGCCACACGAAGGUUCCUUUGGCUUCUCCUCAGACGUUUUCAUCAUGGACACUAUCGGGGGCGGGGAGGUGAGCCUGGGGGACUUGGCAGAUCUCACCGUCACCAACGACAACGACCUCAGCUGUGACCUGUCUGACAGCAAAGAUGCCUUCAAGAAGACCUGGAACCCUAAGUUCACCCUGCGCUCACACUACGACGGCAUCCGCUCCCUGGCCUUCCACCGCAGCCAGGCGGCGCUGCUCACCGCCUCCGAGGACGGCACGCUCAAGCUCUGGAACCUGCAGAAGGCGGUCACGGCCAAGAAGAAUGCUGCGCUAGAUGUGGAACCUAUCCACGCCUUCCGGGCGCACAGGGGCCCUGUGUUGGCAGUCGCCAUGGGCAGCAACAGCGAAUACUGUUACAGUGGCGGGGCAGAUGCCUGCAUCCACAGCUGGAAGAUUCCAGACCUCAACAUGGACCCCUAUGAUGGCUACGACCCAAGCGUGCUGAGCCACGUCCUGGAGGGCCACGGGGACGCGGUGUGGGGCCUGGCCUUCAGUCCCACCUCCCAGCGCCUGGCCUCCUGCUCCGCUGACGGUACCGUCCGCAUCUGGGACCCCAGCAGCAGCAGCCCGACCUGCCUCUGUACCUUCCCCACAACCAGUGAACACGGGAUCCCCACCUCAGUGGCCUUCACCAGCACCGAGCCUGCCCACAUCGUGGCCUCCUUCCGCUCUGGCGACACUGUCCUGUAUGACCUGGAGGCUGGCAGUGCUCUCCUCACACUGGAGUCCCGGGGCAGCAGCGGCCCGACCCAGAUCAACCAAGUAGUGAGUCAUCCAAACCAGCCCCUCACCAUCACCGCCCACGACGACAGGGGCAUCCGCUUCCUGGACAAUCGGACAGGUAAAUCCGUGCACUCCAUGGUUGCCCACCUGGAUGCGGUCACCUGCCUAGCCGUGGACCCCAAUGGCGUAUUCCUGAUGUCAGGAAGCCACGACUGCUCCCUGCGUCUGUGGAGCCUGGACAACAGAACCUGCGUGCAGGAGAUCACGGCCCACCGCAAGAAGCACGAGGAGGCCAUCCACGCCGUCGCCUGCCACCCCAGCAAGGCGCUCAUCGCCAGCGCUGGUGCCGACGCCCUGGCCAAGGUCUUCGUAUGAUGCCCGCCUGACCCCGCCCUGGCCGCGCACGGGCUGCGGAGCGGGGCGGGCGGAUGGGGCUGAGGUGACACUCAGCUUCACGCCAGAGGUGCAGAGGCCUGGCCUCUUCCCAGCUGCAGCGGAGCCCAGUGGUGCUAGUGGCCCUUUCCCCAGGAAUCCCUCCCCCACGGCUCCCUCCCCGAGCAUCUGGCUUGGGGAUGCGCCCCUUUCAGGAAUCACCCCUAGAGGACGGUCUCUGGGGGUUUCUCCCUGGGCCCAGACACCCGCUCCUGGUAUCAGAGCUGCCUUCUGGAGGUAGCACGGCCAGGGCGGGGUGUUUUUGAGGAUGUUUUUCCAAGAUGGCAGAAGGUGCCAGGUUCUCCCCUUGAGCUCCUGCCCCCUUCCUCUCCGUCUCCCAGGCCUGGCGGGAGCUGUGCCGGGAAGAAUCCCAGACGGAUGCCCCUCCUGGGUGGGGCCGGAGCCGCAGAGUUGAGCCCUGGGCCCGGCCCCUCCCCCGUCCCCUCUCCACUGCUUUCCAGACACUAACCAAGGCCUCCAGGCCGGGAACUGCCCACCGCUCCUCCCGGGGCAGCCCUCCCAGCCCGCGCAGGGUCACCCAUGGGGAGAGAUGGCCUUCUCGUGCCCCCAACCCCGGGGCGUGGAGGGUGGAGUAGGGUGCCCUGGGCCCCCUUAACUCCCUGUAUAUCUGUAUAAAUAACAGGAUUUUAAUGCCCCGCCCACGUUAUCACUGUGUGAUAGUCUUGGUCAGUCUCCAUCCUGGCCCUCCACUCUUUCCCUCUAUUUAUUUCACUCUCUUCCGUUCCACCCUGUGCCCUCAGUCCCCCUCCCGGGUUCCUGUUUAUAAGCCCCAUCCCUUCGGCCCCUGUCUUGUAUGUGAAAACUUGUCUCAAUAAACCCUUUG